Molecule: messenger RNA, 3798 nt
Organism: Acytostelium subglobosum LB1
Lineage: Eukaryota; Evosea; Eumycetozoa; Acytosteliales; Acytosteliaceae
Exons: 2
Coding region: 1-3798 (1265 amino acids)
Source: RefSeq, a predicted model, not a curated record
AUGUUUACAUUGUUGGUUCUGUCAUGUGUUUUGGCACAGGAUCCACCUGUUGACCCACCAGCACCAGUGGACAUUAGUACACUCUACACCAUUAGCCAGCCUAAAUGCUCAUUCUCAAUGGGCGAGUUGAUACCAAACGCCACCUAUCCAACAACCAUCUUCAAAAACUCAAAUGGUGACCUGUUAACUGCACCAUACUACUUUGAGGCUGGUGUCUACACCAUCCAAGCCAAUGUCACCGCCACCGAUUUUAAUACUACAACAAUACUCAUAAACUAUGGUCCAUAUAUGAAAUCAUCACCAGUGUAUACUGUUGUCCAACCAGUGUGUGGCAAUAGCACUGGAUCAGUGACAUUGACAACCCCGAGCGGAUUGACCUACAUCAAUGUAUCUCUAAAGAAUACAUCCAACAUCGACCAGACAUUGUCAGAUGACAAGGUGACAUUCGCCAAUCUUCCAAGUGGAAAAUAUACACUCUCAUUGAACAGCACUGAUUGUGGAGUUCAGAUGAUCAGAUUGGAGUUGGUGUCAUCAUCGCCCAGAUUGACACUUACUCUCAACGCCUCGCCCUGUGUGCGCCAGUCAACCGUUGCCGUAUCUCUGCCCGCCGGUUUCACCGACGCUGCACCCGAGUUCAAGGCCAAUGGACAGCCAGUGGUCAAUGGCAGCUUCGCACUGGACGGCUCCCCUUCGGUCCUCGUCACCUACACCGGCAAUGGAUGUAAGUCAUCAGAGACCUUCUCGCAGGGCUUGUUGGUGCCAGUGUACGCCAUCGAUGUGCAUCAGACCAACGUCAAGACGACGGUCAUCAACAACAUCAACAACGUGACGACAGUAUGCACUCAACAGUAUGCCAACAUCUCUUUGCACUACGACAGCACAGUGUUUAGCGAUUUGGUCGUGCUCAACUCUUCAAACCUCAACGUCGAAAUCACCUACAACUCAUUCAUUGCUCCAUAUGGCUCGACAUUCACGUUGACCUCUGCCAAGUGCUCGAUGGACACCACCAAGAACAUCCUGCGCCAGUUCACAGUGACCCCACCCGCACCAGUGAUCACAGUUGCACCACCUCCCCAGGUCAGCGUCUCCCUCCCACCCACCGGAUGUCUUCGCUCAGCAGUUGUAUCUGUUGUCAACUUCCUCGACUACUCAUCGAUCAAUCUGAACGUAGGCCUUUCAAAUGGCACCAUGAUCAGGAUAGACCACAAGAAUGGCAUCUUCUCAAAUGUGCCCGCUGCCUCCAACAUCACGUUGGAGUACAUCUAUGGUGAGACUGGACAGUGCGACGACCCGUACCGUGUGGCCCCACUCAGACUCCCAGUUCAACUGGUGGACAUCACAGCCAACAAGCUUUCAUCAAAGGUUGAGGAGACCCUGAUUGCCAAUGCCACCCAGUGCUCAUUGGGUACCGUCAGCUUCAACCUCGUUAAACUGUCGCCAGAGUUGUUUGCCUCCAACUUCACAUACAACUUUGUGGCUGGACAGAAUGUGCUGCUCAACUUCACCACGAUCUAUGGAUGCGUGGCACAGUACAAUUGGACAGCACCAAUCGCCGUCCAGUACGAUGUCCCCUUGCCAGUGGUCACCAAGAACAACACUUGCAAGUACUCGAUGGACUCUGUGCUCGAGAUCCAAGGCAACUUCUCCAACAUUGCCAACAUCUCUAUUGAUGGCGCCAUCAUGCCACUCAAUAAGUUGUACUCUGGUCUGACCGUUGGCGCACACAACAUCUCGUUCGGUCUUGUCUGUCCCUCGACCACCUACUACCUCACGACAUUUAGCAUCUUUAGUGACAGUGACUUUGUCCUAAGCUACACCGUCUCGAAGAAGGAUGAUUCCUGUAACUCGACCGAUACACAGGCCAAGAUUACAAUCAAUCCAAAGCCUACCUUUGACGUACUACUUGAUGGCACCGUAGCCUACAACGACACUGAGGGUGGAUGGAUUGUCAAUGCCGCUCCUCACAACCUGACUUUCACCAACGCACAGUGCAAUGGUUCACUCCAAAUCAAAGAAUCAGAACUGAUCGUCGAGACCAUCACAAUUGACGCCAAGGUGAUCAACCCGAAUGAGACUUGCAGUGGCUCAAAGGAUGGUUCAGUGACGUUCAAGGCAUCGAAUGACGUCGCCAUCAAGACAAUUGUUGUCAAUGGUGUAGACACCUAUACCGAUAUAAGCACUAUCAACACACUCCCCGCUGGAAAGCACACCUUCCUGAUCAGCCUCAAUGACAGCAACUGUCAGUUCACCAAGGUGAUCACCAUCGGAUCCUACACCGAUGUGCCAUUCACAUUCGCCACAACGUCUCCCUCGGGAUGUGGUGUGAACACCGAUGGAGUUGUUAUUGUGUCGGCCACCAACCCAGACUUGAUCAAGGACUUCAAGGUCACAUCCGAUGUUGGCACAGUGCUCAACCAAACCAUCUACAAGUUGGCGGGCAACACCAACUUCACCGUAUUCAUUGGCUACAAGGAUGUGUGCAAAUACAACCGCACACUCAGUCUGACAUUGAGCAAUGAUUCUAUUCCAACACCAACCUUCACACUCAAUGCCGCCGACUGUGGAUUCACCAAUGGAAAGUUCCAGCUCAACAACACCAAGGACUACACCAAUGUCUACCUCACCAAUCUGGACCGCUCUUCGAUCGUAGCCGUCGGCACUGAUGGACAGUUCACCGGUCUGUCGUUCAACACCACCUACUACUUGACGGCCACACACGUGUCCACAGGAUGUCAGUUCAACAAUAUGUCCGUGACCACACCAGACUUUGUCGUCCAACUGGCCAACAACAUAAUCACACCUACCAAUGAGUUGUGUCAGGCUGGAUACACUGGUAGAUUGAACAUCAGCAGCAACUCAACAGACAGCAGCAGUGUCAAAUCAUUCUAUCGUCUGUUCAAGGACUCUGAUCAGAUGGUGGUGGUGGACACAUCUUUGGACGGAUUGUUUGACGAUAUGGUCAGCGGAUCAUACGUCUACCAACAGACAUUGAUUGCCAACCCAUUCUGCACCACCAAGGCGUCAAGCAUCAUCGAUGUCAGCUUUGAUAACAAUCCAUUGGUGGAUGUAGAUGCCUUUGGAACCUGCUCCAACGACUCUGGUUCUGGAUCAGUGUCUGCCACAGUUGGAGGACUACCCACUGGCAACUAUGCCACCAUCGUGCUCAAUGGAACAUUGUUGGAGAGAAGUCUAAACACCACCAACGGCACAGCCACUCUCCUUUCUGUCCCACCAGCAGACUAUAUCUUGAGGACAUGGGUCAACAUACCAACAUGUCGUAGAUACUUUGAGACACCAGUCACUGUGGAGAACACAAUGGGUGACCUCCAACUAUUUGUCAACAAGACAACAUGUGACUCUAUCAUCGUUAGCUCAAUCGGUGGUGGAUUACUCUCGGACAACACGACAGUGUACAACUUCACACUGACCGACACCACCAACAAGACAGCGCUGCCAGUUACCUUUGGCACUUCGACAGGCGAGUCCAAGACCUUCCCACUGGUUAGACGCCACAACUACACGUUGACAGUGACAUCCAACGGCAGAUGUUCAAUCACCUACUACAACGUCUCAUCGACACCAUGUGUGGACCCAACUCAUCCACCAGUGCCACCCAGAGAUACUGGUCUGAGCACGGGCCAAUUGGCCGGCAUCAUUGUCGGAGUAACACUUGGAGUGUCAGUGAUAGGUAUCAUUGCCUACAUUGUGAUCAGUAAGAAGAUGAGCGUUCAGUAUCACCAUCCCGUCGAGAUGGAUUCCCCACAAUAUAAACUUAUGAUGGAUGAGCAACAAUCAUAA